UCCAGAUGUUUAUGUGUGAAGGUACAUGACAUAUUGCCUCAUCAUGUUUUCUCAAAUUCACGUUGUCCUCGACCUAUUGCUAUUCUGUUUCCACGCAAAGGCACUGGUCAAUCAUGGCGACACUCAAGCCAGAAUCUUGAUUUUAGGGGCGGGGGCUUCUGGCUUACAAGCGGCCAGGACUCUCCACGAUAAUGGAAUGGAUGACUUUAUCAUUGUCGAGGCUGCUGAUCGGAUCGGUGGGCGCGUCCAGAGCGCACAAUUCGCUGGCUACACAGUGCCGCUUGGGGCAGGUUGGGUGCAACGAGCAGGUUCCCAAACGGAUCAACUUGUGCACGAUCUUGACUUACGUCGCCACACGAGUGAUUAUGACAGCUUGACUAUCCGCAACGCGACCGGGCACGAUGUGACUGACGAGGCCGAUGCGAACUACGAGCGUCUGGAGAAGGCCAUCGACAAACUUAACGAACUGAGCGCAAGACUGAAAAAGAAUGACGAUAUACCAGACAUGUCUCAGCGUUCUGCCCUUCGAAUCGGUGAGUGGAUACCACAAAGUGCGAUCGACAAGGCGAUCGAAUGGUUUGAAUAUGAUUUCGAGUACGCAGACGGACCUGAGGUUUCUUCUACCGAGGCAGUAGGUCUAGACGAAGGGGAAGAGUUGUACAUCACCGACACAGGAGGAUUCGAACGAAUCUUUGAUGAGGUUGCUGGUUUCCUGACGACGCCAGCAUACAUCAACCACACCCGUCUGAACCAGAAGGUGGUAUCCAUUGAUUACAGGAAUGACAUAUCAGUAGUCGUGACGUGUGAGGAUGGCACGCGAUACAUCGGCGAGUACGUUCUUAUCACCUUCAGCAUCGGCGUCUUGCAGAACCCUAAUUUGAUCCAGUUCAUCCCGACUCUCCCGGAAUGGAAAGAUGUUGAGAUUAAGAAAUUUCAGAUGGCUGCGUACACCUCCAUCUACCUCAGCUUUCCCAGCAAGUUUUGGGAUGACACUGAGUGGGUUCUGUACGCCAGCGAGAGAAAGGGUUAUUUUCCAGCGUUUCUCAACUACCAGGCAGCUGGGCUGUUUCCGAACGGGACUCCAGUGAUAGUGGUCUUUGUAAUUGGUGAUGAAUCUCGGCGCGUUGAGGCACAACCUUCAGACGCAACCAAAGCUGAGAUACAACAAGUCCUUCGUGACAUGUACGGUGACAGCAUCCCUGAAGCCACCGACAUCCUGGUGACUCGCUGGUCUCAAAAUCCCCUCACCGAAGGCUCCUUCAGCAACGUCCCCGUGGAGGUUCCUACCAAAUGCCGCCAGAAACUCCAGAGCCGAGUGGGUCGCCUCUUCUUCGGCGGCGAGGCAACUUCCGACCACUUUUCUGGCUACAUCGUCGGGGGUUUAGACUCGGGGGACCGCGAGGCCCGCAAGAUGCUGCAGUGUCUUGAAGAUUUCAAGGAGUGUCCAACUUUUGAAGGAGACGGCCUCGAAUGCGAACAGGCUGAAGCUGAUUCGGCCUGCUCAGUGCCCAGCAUUAAUACAGCCUUUCUUGGCCUUUUUUGUCUUUUUGGGAUACUAUGUUAUAGGCCUAUCUAAAAGUGAAACAUAACAAAGCGAUGAGUUGUGGAAUGGCAAAAUGGCGUUUUCCAACACUGUGUUGUUCAAGGUAUAAAUUGUAUACUGCUCCUAGUAAAAUUCAGGUAAACAUGACGACCCUUUCCAAUUUUAUCUGUAAAUGAUUUAUAAAUAUCACUGUUUGAGGUCGCAAAGAUUGAGCUCAUCUUGGCUCUUAAUUAGCAGUGUUCUCGCCGUUUUGACUAAAUUUCCAGUCGUCUUAAUUCGGUGAUAAACGUUUUUAUGUUGCCACAUUAUGUCGGCUGUAAUUUGAAACAGUAGGAUUGAUGUUCAAUUAUUGCAUUUUUAAAAAACUUAAUUACAAUAAUAUUAAUCGAUUUAUCAUUCAUUUUGCUACUGCUAGAUUAAUUGUACUGAUUGUUAAAUGUUACUGAGUGUAUCUUUGCCAUACUUAAGAGGUGUGGCGACCUAAGCUCCCAUUAAGGUGAGUACUUAUGUCAAACUUGGUUUAUUUUCGACCAAAAGAAUUCAAUAAGUGUGAUUUUUUCGGCUUCUAUUUGUACCUGCAAUGUAUUAUUAUUAUUUUUUCUUUACGUCGGUUUCGUUUAAACCGCCAGUUUUUAAUAAUUAUGUGUGACCAUUUCUUUCUUUUUUAAUGUGGUCGGCUGAUUAUUUUAAUCAAGUUUUACGUUCAUCGGGACUUAGAUGACUUUGAUGUAAGUGGGUUUCUGCGGUGAUCUAUGCUAUCUACAUAAUUAUGUACAAUGGCUGCCAUAUUGAGAAAAAAAGUCUAACAUC
Messenger RNA from Patiria miniata (bat star), 2353 nucleotides. Its product is annotated as polyamine oxidase 7-like. NCBI's taxonomy places the organism in Eukaryota, Metazoa, Echinodermata, Asteroidea, Valvatida, Asterinidae. The transcript is spliced from 2 exons. Gene Ontology annotation, molecular function: oxidoreductase activity. The record is from RefSeq and is a predicted model, not a curated record. The coding region runs from base 26 to 1576 and encodes 516 amino acids.